This is a messenger RNA of Austrofundulus limnaeus, 1714 nucleotides long. RefSeq lists its product as uncharacterized. NCBI's taxonomy places the organism in Eukaryota, Metazoa, Chordata, Actinopteri, Cyprinodontiformes, Rivulidae. The transcript has 3 exons. The record is from RefSeq and is a predicted model, not a curated record. The coding region runs from base 259 to 1515 and encodes 418 amino acids.
GGCUCAAAGCAGGAAUACAUCAACAGUGUUCCGGUUUGGUAUCUAUAGCGCUUUGAAUUUUUUAUUUUUUUGUGUAGGUGGAGCCUAGAGCUGGCAGGCAGCAAACCUCCAGGUGGUUGUUAGUUACAGUACAAGCUUAACCGCUGUUUAGGUUGUCAGACGUGAAGCGAAGUCGGUCAGAUAUGACAGUGUUCAGCCAGAAAGAAACAAGACGAAGGCUUUCAGCAGCUCCUCAGACACCUGUGCUGACAAGACUGGAUGGCUUUUUCUAUGUUGGGUCGAAAGCGUCCUCUGUUUAGUGUAUGUAAAGAGCAGCAUCUCUGUAAGAAGACAUGUUUAACAUACUGGUCGGACAGAACUAUACAGCCUGCCGGGCUGACGACAAGCUAUGAUUCCAGCUGUAUACCUCAUACCUGUGUGAACAGGAGGACCACAUACCUGACUGAAACCACGAGGCUCUUUGAGCAAACCUUGCUCUGGUCUGACACACAAAACUCCUCAAAGAGAGUCUURGAGCAUCUCCGGUCCAGAAGAGCCAUCGGCGACGUCUUGUUCAGCGACUCGGUGAGCAGUAAAUUCUCAGCCUUUCGCAGAGACAUCACCGAGGAAUGUGGCGCAGAAGACAAACAGCACUCGUGGGCGGUGAUCGAGAAACGAGAGGAGCUCAUCAUGUACGGGCCUUACUACCCCAACUACAGCAUCGGAGAGCACAGUGAGGACAUCGUCAUCAGACAAACCCAGGAGCUUCUGAGCUCAGACUUUCCCAAGGACUGGAAGGUGUACAUUUUCACCGUGAACAGCCCAUGUUUGGCGAGAAACACCGAGCCGUGCAUGCUGAAGCUGAUCCAUAAGGCCUGGGAGUGGUGGAGCGUGUUUGGAGUGAAAACUCAUAUCGGCUACGUGAGAAGUUGGGGCUUCAAGGGAAACAAAGAAAACCUGUUCAAGGAACUCAGCUACAGGCAAACGGAAUGUAUCACUCAGAGUUCAGAUUAUGAGAAUUAUAUUAAAAGAGCCGAUAAGAUCCCUGAUCUUAAUCUUUUAUGCGAAACUCUGUUUUGGGUUGCUAAGGGCAUGCUGAGAUCUGAAAAGGAAAACUUUCCUAUGAUAACAGCUGWGCAGAAGCAGGACCGCAGGACUUUUUUCAAAAGCCUGUACGCCGUGCUUGAAUGCAAACAGGAAGAGGAGAAGAAACUCCUGACGAAGGAGUUGAACUCGAUGCUCAAAGCUGCGGAAGGCCUGCUCUCAGAGAAACAGGACAGCUUCGAGGCGCAUGCGGAGAAAGGAGAGAGGUUUUUGCUCGGCCACGCUUUUAGCUCAGAAGUAUGUGAAGCCCACCGGGAUGAACUGAGAGUCAGAUUUCAACAGUGCUGGAGGGAGAUUGUACAGGAUAGGUAUGCGGAAUCUGUCAGGGAGAAACUGACAGAUCUGUUUAAUCAAUGCACAACCCAGCUCUUCGUCAAAGAUUUUCAGAAAUUCACAGGACAGUAUUUGCAAAUUGGAAAAUUACAGCUUUAAGAUGAAAACUUAAGAAUCCGUAUACUUUGGGUUUUCCGUUUCGAAACAAAAUGGCUAAAAGAAAACAAUUUUUUCUGUUUUUACAACCUACGCUGAACAAAAUUUUAAACACUUUUGUGUUUGGUACCAUUUUUCAUGAGCUGAACUUCAAGAUGUAAGUUUUUUAUGUACACAACAAUAAACCUUCCUUCAAAAAUUG